This is a messenger RNA of Brassica rapa (field mustard), 3158 nucleotides long. Its product is annotated as AT-hook motif nuclear-localized protein 13. Lineage: Eukaryota; Viridiplantae; Streptophyta; Magnoliopsida; Brassicales; Brassicaceae. Gene Ontology annotation, molecular function: minor groove of adenine-thymine-rich DNA binding. The record is from RefSeq and is a predicted model, not a curated record.
AUCUUGUUCUGCUACCAAGCACGGGUCUAAUCUUAUGACCAACUAUAUGAAUACCUACUAACUACUACGCAAUCUACCAAAUUUCGGCUGAGAAAGGUUGUUGACUCUAGUGUAAUUUCGUUAGCUGUCGCAACAUCUUUUCUAUUUUCAGCUACCAAUGUUCACAGUAUAAUCUAGUUUACGUGUCCGGUUUCUUAAGGUAACACGCAUGGCUUAAACUUUAAACAACUGCUUUUUUUGGUGCUUGUUGGUCUGGUAAAGUCGAUCACUUUAGCCGCUAGCUAGACCAACAAAAGUUUUGUGCUUUCUCAUUGAGUAUCCCAAAACCAAUUACAUGUCACUUUUUGUCCUUUUUAAUUAAUAUACCGGUUUCAUUUUGUGAAAUCGAUACAAAAGCUUAGCCGGUGAAUUCAAAUAAUCUCGUGAUAGGUAUGGUAUGGGUAGGAAAAGAGUGGAUAUAACCAAAGCUGGUUCAUAUGAAAUCAGAUGUUGAAAGUUACACUUUUGUUCUUCUACAGAAAAUAAAGUUGGAUCUUUGUGUUCCUCAGCAGAAAAUAUCCAUUGGGUGUCAACAUUACAUUAGUAUUACACUCCGGUGGGUCUAUCUAUAUUUUUAUGUUGCAUAGCAUUCAAAAAAUAAUCGAUGUAAGCAUAGCAUUAAAAAUUAGUAAUCUACACAGAAUCAUUUUCUUAAAAUGAUGAGGCAAGCGAAGGACAAGAUUGUUAAAAUAAACUGAUGUCAUUUUCACACCAGUGAUUGUUUUUAAGAUCUGAUGAAGUGUAUACUUAUAUACUUGAGAAAAAUCUGACACAUCAAAGUACAAACCCAUGUUUAUUUGGAUUUCCAAAAUACAGUCAAACCAAAAUCUAUAUAGUUUACAUGAUUUAUUAGAUUCUCUUAUUAAUUCAUGUGCAUUUGUUUCUAUUUCAAAAGAAAUUAUAUAAUGUUAUUUGUAAUUUUCUUCUCACUCAUCGCUUGGUUAAGAGUUUUGAGUCUAAAAUGAGAGAAAGUCACCAACCCUCCUAACAUUCAACUUCAAUGCCUCAUUCCGAUUUAGUUUUCUCUUCCACUACCAAACUCGGUUCAUUUAAUGCAACAUUGCAAAUUAUGUGAAAAAACCAAAACAAAUUAAAAAAAAACAUUAAAAAAAAAAAAGAAAAGGAGGACACCAAAUCCAAAGAGUACAUUACAACUACAAAGUGUAAAUGGACUGGACUGAACAUCAUCAUUAAAGACAAACUCUUUACUUCCUCCUUAAAUCUUCUCCUUCACAUUCACUAACCAAAUCCUAACUAAACUAUAUGUUCAGAUUUAUUCCUUAAAAUUAAAAAACUAGAAUUAGCAAAUAAAACAAAAAAAAAUCCCCUGAAAAGUGAAACUUCGAUUUAUUUCAUUAAAAAACUUCCACCUUAAACCGAAGAUUUGUUUCUUUAAUUUGGUUUAUUAAUAACUAAACCAACAAAAUAAAAUACUACUCAAAUACACAUCAUCAUCUCUCUAGUGAGUGAAGAAGAGGGAGAGAGAGAGAGUUGUUAGCUAGCUCACACGCUUUCGCAUAAAACUCAAAAACCUGCACUUCCUCGUCUAUUUUCUCGGCAUUCGCGAAACAAGAAAAAACUGGGUCUCCGAUAAAAACUCUCUUCUCCCAUAGAGAGAGAGAAAGUUUCUUCCUUUACGAUGGAUUCUAGAGAACUCCACCACCAACACCAACAACAACUUCAGCAGCAGCAGCAGCUACAACCACCGCCUGGGAUGCUAAUGGGCUCCUUCAAUCGCAACCCCAACGCCUCGUUAAUGGGUCCCACCUCCACAUCUCAGGCGAUGAUGCACCACCACCACCGCAGCAGCAGCUUACCUUUCGGCUCUCUCUCGCCGCAUCACCUUCAGAUGGAUCAGAAGACGCUUGAAUCUCUCGGAUUCGAAGGAUCGCCUUCGACCCAUCAGCAGUCGAUGCGAUUCGGGAUCGAGCAGCAGCAGCAGGUGAAGAAGAAGCGAGGGAGGCCUAGGAAGUAUACUCCUGACGCCAACAACAUUGCUCUCGCUUUGGCUCCUACCUCUCCUCUUCCUUCUGCUUCUAAUUCCUACGGCGGUGGAAAUGACGGUGCCGGAGAUAGCGGUGGUUGUGGUGGUGCGAACUCUACCGAUCCGCCGGCUAAACGGAACAGAGGUCGUCCUCCUGGGUCUGGAGGAACAGGAGGAGUAGGGUUCACACCUCAUGUCAUUGAGGUCAAAACUGGAGAGGACAUAGCUAUGAAGGUGGUGGCGUUUACGCAUCAAGGACCACGUGCGAUCUGUAUUCUCUCAGCUACAGGAGCUGUAUCUAGUGUUAUGUUUCGUCAAUCUAGCAAUCCUAAUGGAGUUGUUAAGUAUGAGGGACCUUAUGAGAUCAUUUCUAUGUCAGGCUCUUUCUUGAAUACCGAGAGUAAUGGUACUGUGACCAAAACUGGUAGCUUGAGUGUAUCUCUUGCUAGACCUGAUGGUCAGGUUGUGGGUGGUUGUGUUGCUGGAAUGCUAGUAGCUGGAUCACAAGUUCAGGUGGUUGUUGGAAGCUUUGUACCAGAAGUGAAGAAACCGAAACAAAGCGCCGGGCGUGUUCAGAAUACUCCCGAGCCAGCUUCAGCUCCAGCUAAUAUGUUGAGCUUUGGUGGUGGUGGUGGACCAGGAAGCCCUCGGUCUCAGGGACAGCAGCAACAUUCGAGCGAGUCAUCAGAGGAAAACGAAAGUAACUCUCCGUUGCACCGUGGUAGCAACAACAAUAACAACAACAAUCAUCAUGGACUAUUUGGAAACUCUCCGCCGCAACCACUUCACCAAAUGCCUAUGCAGCAGAUGUACCAUCCUCACCUCUGGCCUGGCCACAAUCCUCAAUAAGCAGAGUUGGUUCAUUGCUAUGCUUCGUUUACACAUCUCUCCAUCAGAAUUAUCCACAAGUUAGAUUGAGCUUUCUUACUCUCUCUCCCAUCGUCUUCUUCUGCUUCCUACUUUCUCUUUACUUCAGCUUUUGGUUUUAGAUAAAUAGAGAGAGAGACAGAGAUGUUAAGUAGGUUUCAGUUCCAUCUUUUUUAGUUUGUUUCUUUUUAUUGUGAUGAUCAUCAAGACUCCUCCUGUUUCCUCAACCACUUAAAUUUUCAAAAAUCUGACUAAUUUCUCUACCAAA